AUGGGGCCGGGGCGGGCGCUGCUCCUGGGCGCGACGGUCCGGGCCGGCCUGCCCGGGCGGGCGCUGGGCGUCUGCAGCGGCGGGGGGCCCCUCGUUCUCUCUCCAUCCCGGGCGGCCGAGCCGGGGCUCCGGUGCACCGUCCGGAGGAGCGAUCUGCGGGCACGAUCCUCGGGCGGGCCCCGCCUGUACCGCGCCGCGCUCUGCACCGAGCUGCAGCAACCCCUGGUCAUCGGGGAGGUGGCGGCCCGCCCGCUGAGGCCUCUCGAGGUCAGAGUGGGAGUCCACUUCUGUGGAGUGAAUUUUGCAGACAUCUUGGCCUGCCGGGGUCAGUAUCAGGAGAACCAGCCCCUUCCAUUCACGCCUGGAAUGGAGUUUUCCGGGGUGGUGCUGGAGACGGGUGAGAACGUUAGCACAGUGAAAGAGGGUGACCGAGUUACCUGUGCCAGUGGCUCCCAGGCUAUGGGAGAGGAAUGCAUCAUUGAUCAAAAGGGUCUCUGGCAGAUCCCCGAGGGGGUUCCCUACCAAGAAGCUGCUGCCCUGCCUGUGUCUUACGGCACUGCCUUCCUGGCGCUGGAGCAUCGGGCAUGCACGAAGCAGGGGGAGACUGUUUUAGUGACAGCAGCAGCUGGAGCCACAGGUCUUGCAAUGAUAGAUGUGGCAUCCCACGUUUUCCAAGCAAAGGUGAUCGCUGCAGCUGGGAGCGAUGACAAGUGCAGACUGGCACUGGAGAGAGGGGCGGCGGCCAGCGUGAAUUACAGCCAGGUCGACCUGAAGGAGGAAGUGAAAAAGCUGACCAACGGGCGCGGGGUCGAUGUGGCCAUCGACAUGGUGGGAGGAGAUGUCUUCCUCAAAGCCCUCCACAGUCUGACGUGGGAGGGUAGGAUCGUGACGGUGGGAUUUUCUGGAGGAACUAUUCCCUCCAUCCCGGCCAACCUGUUGCUCCUGAAGAACGUGUCUGCCUUAGGGGUGUACUGGGGUCGGUACAAGGAGCAGGACUUCUCGGUCUUCUCUAGGAGCCUGAUGUCAGCUCUCCGCCACACCCAGGAGGGACGGAUCCGGCCACACAUCGGGGCAGUUUUCAAGCUGGAGGAGGUAAAUGAGGCCUUUCUCCAUGUAACCCAGCGCAAAUCCACGGGCAAAGUGGUCAUCUCCCUGAAGUGAAGCACCACUUGUCUGCUACAGGUCAUGAAGGUCAUGUUCUGGCUCUUUGCUCAUGUCGUGGUACUGUUCCUCAUCUUUCUCCUUUCCUUUUUGGCUAAGAGAAUUGCCCAGCGGACUUUGUGCAAACAUGAACUGGAAUCCCAGGCAACCUUGCUGUGUGAAGAACAUUGAGUCUCUGCAAACUGCCAAGCAUUUCAAUGUCUUACGUCAUCAAGGAUAGAGAGUUGAGCUCACUUUCCCCUUCCAGGUACCCAGGGCGCCUGCUCAAGUCAGAAUUUCUCCCCUGGGUGCCAGGAACGCCUCCUCUAGUCUCUGAAUCUUGGGGUCAGGGGACUCUGCUCUUGGGCAGUUGACUUAGCAGACCCUCAGUAGGGCAGCAUCUUCUUGCCCCCAGCCCCAAUGGUGACUCAUAGAACAUCAUCACUGGCCACAAGAGGAGUCUGGAAGGGCUUCUGAAGUUGUUAGUGGUGAGGGAGGGAAGAAUAGUUGGUUUUCCCAGCAUUACUACACUCCCACCAGCCUUCCCUUCUCUGGUUCCGUCACCUUGCCGGCUUCCAGCCUCCUUCCUAUCCUGGUCAAGCCUCAGGAAGCCAGCAUCUUGCCCUGCUUUCUCCUGGGUGCACAGAUGCCAUUGUGUGGUUCACUUGAUGAGGGUGAUGAUUUGUCAAAUUCUGGCUAGAUUGAGUUGGAUGGUGGAGAAAGUGACUCUAGGUCAUUGCGGUCUGACGGGAGGCACCACAGGUCGGACCGCAGGAGGGAAGGUUCGGGGAAAGACAGGCCCACAGCUGGCGGUGUUAAAAAAAAAAAAUUCUCUGGCAGAAAAUUCACCCAGAGGAUCAUUGAAAAUCGAGGAAAGGAUGGGGCAUAAGGAGGCAUGAGUGGAAAAUACAGAGAAACAAGCCUGGUGUCUGCUGAGGACCAGAUCCCUUUACCAUGUUAUAUUGCCUCCUCCAGGCUGCACGAGACAAAUAUGGCUGCUUAUUCCGUGCCCUACAUCAUGAGAAAGGUUCACUCCUAGUGUCUCGGCUUCCAUUGUUCGUUGUGGCUCUAAAGAUGCAGUCAUAAUAGAGAGGACAUUUCUCCGUUGUUAAAUGUGGGCUGGAAGCCGAAUGAACUUUCUGCCUCUCCAUGCUUUUUUCUCACUGGAAAAAUUUGAUUUGUAAGUAUUUGACUCAUCUUCCAUCCAUAGUUUCGUUCCAACAUCUGAGCCAUUCGUUAAUUUAAAAUCAAUGUAGCUCCUAGCGACAGAUCAUUUGUUCGAAAUUCAAAGUCCUCUCAUCCAGACUAGUUGCUGGGGAAAAUGUUCUCACCCCUUCUCACUCAGGAAGCACGCACUUCCCUCAUCAAAAUGAAAAGAGGUUUUGUGCUGACAUUUUAGCAGUGUUUUAAACCAUGAAAACCAGCCUCUCUCACCCUAUAUCACCACCUCUAUCCCCUGAAACCACUUUUUGAAUGGUCAUGCACAGAAUAGUUUGAAAAUAAUUUCCUGCACCUGUAUUGAAUCCUUUUAUUACCUUGCAAUAGUGGCAAUAAAUUCUCACUGGUACACUUU
Tachyglossus aculeatus (Australian echidna) is the source of this 2713-nucleotide messenger RNA. RefSeq names its product quinone oxidoreductase-like protein 2. Bases 1 to 1161 code for a protein of 386 amino acids. Gene Ontology annotation, cellular component: mitochondrion. The record is from RefSeq and is a predicted model, not a curated record. The transcript is spliced from 9 exons. Gene Ontology annotation, molecular function: oxidoreductase activity. Lineage: Eukaryota; Metazoa; Chordata; Mammalia; Monotremata; Tachyglossidae.